Messenger RNA from Cherax quadricarinatus, 5242 nucleotides. Its product is annotated as dipeptidyl peptidase 8. The record is from RefSeq and is a predicted model, not a curated record. Gene Ontology annotation, biological process: proteolysis. Gene Ontology annotation, molecular function: dipeptidyl-peptidase activity; serine-type peptidase activity. NCBI's taxonomy places the organism in Eukaryota, Metazoa, Arthropoda, Malacostraca, Decapoda, Parastacidae.
AGAGAGGUGAGAGCAGUGUCAACAGAUGGCGCUGGUGGCCACCUCUGGGCCGGCACUCACACACUCCAUACAUUUUUUCUCAACUUGAGGAAUACCUGCGGCCACCUGACCUCUGCCGACCCAACACUGACCUGAAACAUGACCUGAAACACCUGAGGCUAGUGAAUGAGAAAGAAUGCCACGGAUACCCACAGGUAGUGGUGGUGUCUCGCGGGGAGCCGUGGGAACGGGAGGAAACUCUUUAAACUGGCGAGAAGUACACCAGCGUGUUCGUGAAUUAAGAAGAACCUUCCUUCAUCUAUCUGUCAAAACUCCCACGGAUGUUACGUUUCGCCGCCUUGGACCCUCACAGUUACGAUGUUAUUUUCUCUUGUCUCCGGGUCAGGGCAGAGAAUCUACACUAUUUUAUGCUGAUAUCAAUCUUGAAGAGACUUGGGGUAGUAGAAUUGUAUACCAAGAAGUAUUGGAUUCGGGCCAUUCCUUCCUCUGGCGGCGGACGUCUCGUGAAGAACAGCUGCUGAGUGAACGGCGCCGCAUCUCCACUUGGGGAAUUACAAACUACGAACUCCAUCCCACAUCUGGUACUCUGGUAUUCCCAGCAUCUUCCACCAUUUUCCAGUGUGUACAUCCAGAACGACCGACUGGGCCUAUUAGCCCCAGAGAAUUACCUAGUGUGCCAAUCAGACUCAACCCACAAAUAUGCCCUGCGAACCCCAACCUUAUUGCCUUUGCGGCUCGAUAUGACAUUUAUCUUUAUAAUACUAAAACAGGGGAGGAGAAAAGAGUAACUCAUGUACAUAGUGGUAGCGGCCGACUAGAAUACGACCCCAAGAGUGCGGGGAUGCCCUCUUAUGUAAUGCAGGAAGAGUUUUCCCGUUAUCAAGGCUACUGGUGGCAACCUGUAUCUCCAGAUGGUGUGUAUCGAUUACUAUUUGAGGAAGUUGAUGAGAGCGAAGUUCCUAUCGUUCAGUUCAUCCUUCCCGAUGAUUCUGCGGGAAUGCUUGAUGAGUUUAGAUUUCCUCGAGCUGGUAUGUCGAAUGCGGAGUCUACGUUACGAAUACUAGAAGUUGAAAUAGGCCCAACAGAGGAGUUAAGAGUGACUACACGACACUUACGCCAUGAUCUCAAGCAACUAGCACCUUGGCAUGAGUACUUAGUCCGUGUUGGCUGGGUUCCUGAUGGCACACAGAUCUGGUGUCAGCUUCUAGACAGACGACAACAGCGGCUUGAGUUGAUUUUACUGUCUCUGUCAUCUUUCACUGGCCAGAAGAGUCCGGCUACACCGUCUGCUCCAUCACCGCCGCUCCUCUCCCCUCAUGUUAUUGUCUCUGAACACUCCAAUACCUGGAUAGAUGUUCAUAAUCUGCUGUACUGGUGGACAAGUCAUGGAGAUUCCAGCCAAAGAAUGUUGAUAUGGGCCAGCGAAGAGGCAGGUCAUCGCCACCUGUAUCUUGUGUUGUGUCAGCUGUCUCCUCCAUCCAGCACAGAGGAUCAUCCUUCCCAUGAAGAUCAAGGUAUGGUGUCUGCACAGUUAGUGCAGAAGAUUGCUCUCACUCGAGGUGAUUGGUCAGUGACAGGCAAUGGCUUGUGGGUUGAUGAGUCUCGAGGCUUAGUGUACUUCACAGGGCUGCGUGACUCUCCUCUGGAACAGCACCUUUAUGUUACAUCAGUAUCACAUUCGGGGCUCAUUCAGCGACUAACGGAACCGGGGUUCUCACACCAUGUGGCAUUAAAUGAGGACUGCAGUGUGUUUACAACAGUGUUCAGUAGUGUGGAGACGCCAUCACAGAGCCAAGUGCUGAAGAUAACACCACAAGAAUCCCCUAACAGCGGAAAUUUAGUGUGGGUCUCUGUAUUGGGUGACCUUGUAAAUGAAACGUUGUCGGAAGGAUUAAGAGAAAUAAAAUCACUGGUCGUACCUGAAGUCUUCACUACAAGAAUAAACAGUGGGGAUAUUAUAUACUCCAUGGUGUUUAAGCCUCAUAAGUUCUCCCCAGGAAGAAAAUAUCCCACUGUUCUCUGUAUAUAUGGUGGACCUCAGGUUCAGCUUGUCACAAAUACUUUUAAAGGUUUUAGACAUAUGCGGACUCACAUGCUUGCUGCUCAUGGAUUCUGUGUGGUCAGCAUUGAUUCCCGAGGCUCCGAUAACCGUGGUGUUGGCUUUCAGGCUCAUCUGAUGAACAGAAUGGGUACUGUAGAAAUAGAGGAUCAAGUAGAAGUGUUGCAUUUACUGGCAAGUCAGUGUGAUUACAUGGAUCUGAGCCGCCUUGCUGUCACAGGCUGGUCCUACGGUGGCUACCUCUCUCUCAUGGCUCUGGCUCAGCGGCCAGAUGUAUUUAAAGUGGCUAUUGCUGGCGCUCCAGUUGUGUCAUGGAGUUUGUAUGACACUGGCUACACAGAACGCUACAUGGACCUGCCCAGUGUUAACCCUGAAGGAUACCGUAAUGGCUCCGUCCUUUCCUACGUCAACAACUUACCUGAUGAUCACAUCUCCAGGCCCCUCUGAUAUUACUCUUGCUGUAGACAGCCUGUACUGUCUGCACAGACAGCCUAUGCUGUCUGCCAGCUUAGUUCAUAUUUCGCGGCAUUCAGGUGCUGCCCUCUCCAGGCCUGCCCAGGUCAGUGGGAUGCUGGUCCCACUCGCACUCUCUCACUCACUCACCGGCCUAGAAGCAGUCAAUAAGUCCUACUCCGUCUCUCCCUCGUGGGAUGAUCCUCCCUAGCCAUGGACACUCGACACACAAGCCUGUGUACCCACCAUGACUUUGCAAAGCAAGAAGAGCCCUCCGCAGCCCUAUAAUUGACUUCACGCCGCCUGCAUCACACAAAUAAUUCUGUUUCACAUUGGUGGGAAGUGGUGGUCGCAGCAGUUGUGUUUGCCUGGAGAGAGGAAGGAAGAGGAAUGAAGUUGUGUUCACUUCAUCCCCCUACACAACAAGCAUCCAUCUCUCAACGAGUUAUCCUUAUGUCGUGUCUGCACGUUUGAGCAUUCAGACACAGGUACAAGCAGGAUCUAGUCGAAAUUUGCCGAAUUUCUUCGAGAAUUGUAAGUGGCGUCCCAGUGACCCCACGCUGUUUCUCAAGUCACGUGUUCAGCAUCACUUGUAUGUUGUGCUGUUGUUGUUCAGCUCAGCACAGCUAUUUCAGCAAGCCAGAGGUGAGUUUUGUGGUGAUUUCUAUGUCCAGUGUGAGUUUCUCCACGUGUUUGUGGAGAGAAGAGGAGGAAGUGGCCGUUCCUUGCCUCGCCCACGCUCGCCCUGCUGUACACUCACACCUCACCAGCCUCCCAUACACCACCAUGCCAUCACUCCCUCUGCUGUGUUUUCUGCCAUUUUCUGUGUGAAUUCAUUGCCAGAGCUGUGUAUCCGAGUGCCCGAGGCCACUCGAAGCCACGUGCAUCACGAAGCCAUGUGGAUCAGCAAGCCAUGUGGAUCAGCAAGCCACGUGGAUCAGCAAGCCACGUGGAUCAGCAAGCCACGUGGAUCAGCAAGCCACGUGGAUCAGCAAGCCACGUGGAUCAGCAAGCCAGGUAGAUCACGACGCCACAUGGGUCACGACGCCACGUGGGGUGUGGACGAUGUCACGUGGACCUACGAGCCAUGCGAGUUGCCAGAUGUCCCAGGCCACAUGCUGUGGUCUGCUGCCCGCAUCACAUUGACGUCACCGAUGCUGCUGCCUGACUUCAUGACGUCACGAUGUCUGCUGACGUCACCUCGAGAUGUCUGCUGACGUCACCUUGCUGAUGUCAUGCCUGACAUCACAUGUCACAUCGAGUUUUUCAGUAAUUAUGUCAGUAUUAUCGAGAAGAUUGAGAGAAGAUAUAUGUCGUGUGUUAAUUAAUUCCUCUCAGUCAGUGUUCUCACAUGUUAGUGUAUAGCUUAGUGUCAAUUUUGUGCACAGAAAAGCAUCAUUUGCUAGUUUAAGCCAUGUUGUACUGCAUGUACCACGGGUGUGUGAAAAGUUUUCCGUGUGUCCUGUGUGGUCUUGAGCCCAGCUGUGUUGACCACAGAUCUGCGGCCAGACCCCUGUGUAGCUCUUUGUUGCCUGUCACCCAGUGUGACCAGCGCGUUUGACAGCUGAUAUUAGUCAUCCCUGAGCAUACGAGCCCCUUUGUACAGAAAAUUCUUAUGCUCGUCGCUCAUAGAUGUUCUGCAGAAUCGUACCUGCUACGAUUCCCAUCGAGAUUUGUUUCACUUCACCUCCAGACCUUCAGAGUGCAGUUAUAUGUAGAGAAACAAGUCUGAGGACGCUUAGACUAACCUCUGCUAUAACUCCAACUGCCGAGAGAAUGACACUCGUCAAGCCGCAGUUAGCCCUGUUGGCAGGCGCUGUGUCAGCCUCGUGUCACAAGCUUCAGUGAGCAGCCUGCACAAAGAUGAUGUCACUUUGACUGCUAGCUCGCUCACUGCAGUCUGGUGUAUGAUGUUACGACUCCCAGAUGUUUCGCCCAGUUGUCUCUGCUACGACUCACUCCACGCUCGCCGGCAGUGACAGCCCCAGCGACAGUACCAGUCGAGAAGUGUCCUCCUGAGUCGCUUGCCAGAAGUCCUGCCCAGUUGCCGAGUUUUGACGACGCCUCACUCGAGGGCACCAGCAUGUCGUGCCCCAGGUUGAGUGAAACCUGCAGUGACUCCUACGAUGACUGCUUCACCGUUCCAGAGGAGACCGUACCCCAUUUCGUCACAGCUCGGCCGCAGCGAUGUCUCCUGUGUUGCAGUAUCUGUCCAGACACAGAAAGGCAUGCAGUGAUGCCCUUCGACGCUCACUGCCUAUGACCACGAUGUUUAGCACACCCCACAUGUUUUUUCUUCCCUCCCUGUAGGAAGUUUUUUUUUCCAUGUCCAUAUGUAUAUACAUGUUUUUUAUUUUGUGUUCUGUGCCCUGUUCCUACAAGAGAGAGACCGAGUUUUUUUACCACCAGUAUUGUCGUGUCGGAACUACGCGAAGUAGGUGGCCGAGCGUAUGUAGACAGCCUGUACUGUCUGCACAGACAGCCUAUGCUGUCUGCCAGCUUAGUUCAUAUUUCACGGCACUCAGGUGCUGUCCUCUCCAGGCCUGCCCAGGUCAGUGGGAUGCUGGUCCCACUCACACUCUCUCACUCACUCAGCGGCCUAGAAGCAGUCAAUAAGUCCUACUCCCUCUCUCCCUCGUGGGAUGGCCCUCCCCGGCCAUGGGCACUCAAUACACAAGUCUGUGUACCCACCACGACUUUGCAAAUAAAGUAAGAAGCCUCUGAAGACGU